AUGACUGCCAUGAAGGAAAACCUCAACGCGGUUUUCGAUCCCGCCGGGAACGGCCUGUCCCCGGACAUCCUCGGCGCGCUGGAGUCGAUCCUGCGCAUCCACUCCCUUACCCCGGACGAGCUGUUUAUAAAAUGGGAGGUGUAUUGUCUGAAGAUGGGAAGCGAGGAGACUAAGCUGGACAUCGAGACGGCGCGCAUGUUUGCCAAGGACGUGCAAGACUCCGUGGAGAGGGGCGAGCGGACUCAGCACACUGCCCCCAAGUCCGCGAUCAAGUCUGAGCGGAAGAGUCUCGUUCAUGCGACGCCCCGGGCUGUGGGGACUUCAGACGUGUUCGGGAUGCUAGACGAGCUCACUCCCAAUGCUAUCUCGCGACGAAACGGCAGUGUCAAGCGGAAGGCGGACUUCGACUCGCCGGUGCCCAGGAAAGUCAGCCGUCCGGAGACGACAAACAGGACACCGGGGAAGGCUGCGAAACUCGAUGCAGCCGCAGGCAUCCCCUUUUCAGAACGGCCGAAUGCGGGACAAAUCAUUGAGACGCUGAAUGAGCACCUCUCCGCCGCCGAAGCACCGAUGGCGCCUUUCUCUCAAGCGCGACUACGCCUGGUCUCGGGAACGGAAUACAAAAAGUUUCAGUAUAAGCCGAUGGCCAUGCGCCUUCGCGAGUCGUCGGAGGUGCUGGACGAACGCAUCGACGAUUUCCUGGCCCUGGUCCAGAAAGCCCACAACUUGGAAGACUCGGCGUUUGGGAAUGCGGCGGCUCAGCGCACCAGCGAGAUUGUGGCGGUGGGCAGGAUCGCAUGCGACACGGCCGAUGGCAAGCUGAACUCUGCGUCGCUCGUCCUGGAGAUGUCCCGACGCAUGGGCGCGGGCCUGCGCGUGCCUCUGAAGGUGGACGGGCUGCCGUCUUAUCAGUUCUUCCCGGGCCAGAUCGUCGCGCUCCGAGGCACGAACGCAUCCGGGCUGUACUUUACGGUCAAGGAAGUGCUCUCGCUGCCGAAGCUGCCAAUGCCCUCCUCCUUGCCCAGCAACAUCGAGGCGAUCAACGAGCGCCUGGACGUGUCGGCGGACAAUUCCAGUCCUCCUCUCCCACUCAACAUCAUGAUCAGCUCCGGCCCCUUCACCGCCGAGGACAACCUCGACUUUGAACCGCUCCAGGCCCUGUGCGAGAAAGCCGAGGAAUCAAUGGCCGACGCUCUCAUCCUGGCGGGGCCCUUUCUCGACAUCGAGCACCCAAUGCUCGCAUCGGGCGAUUUCGACUUGCCUGACGUGCGAGGGCUGGAUCACGAAGCCAGCUUGGCCGCCCUCUUCCGACUCUGGAUCUCUACGCCCCUACAGCGUCUGUGCUCGGCUGUCCCGGGCAUCACCGUGGUGAUGAUCCCCAGCACGCGGGAUUUGAUGAGCAAACACGUCAGCUGGCCACAGGAACGGCUCACGAAGAAAGACCUCGCGCUACCCAAGCAGGUCACCAUGCUUCCAAACCCGUCUUUCAUUUCACUAAACGAGGUGGUGUUUGGGGUGUCGUCACAAGACAUUCUAUACGAACUCAGUCGCGAGCAACUGUCCCAUGGUCCGGGCCAAGAUCUCCUGACCCGGUUGCCUGGGUAUUUGAUCGACCAGCGGCACUUCUUUCCGCUGUUCCCGCCCAUGUCGAGGGACAAACUGUCCAGUAACGGCAUCGUGAAAGCGACCGGCGCGUGUCUGGACGUGGGAUAUCUCAAACUCGGUGAAUGGAUGCAGGUCAAGCCGGACGUGCUCAUUCUUCCGAGCAUGUUGACCCCUUCCGUCAAGUGGGGUGUUGUUGUGCAGGUCGUGGACAGCGUCAUGGUCAUCAACCCAGGACAACUGUCCAAGCGGAAGGCGGCAGGGACGUACUCCCAGAUAUCGCUACAUCCGCGCAUCUUGUCCGAGGAGGAAAAAAUAUAG
Fonsecaea erecta is the source of this 1923-nucleotide messenger RNA. Its product is annotated as DNA polymerase alpha subunit B. The record is from RefSeq and is a predicted model, not a curated record. Bases 1 to 1923 code for a protein of 640 amino acids. Gene Ontology annotation, molecular function: DNA binding. Gene Ontology annotation, biological process: DNA replication initiation; DNA replication. Gene Ontology annotation, cellular component: alpha DNA polymerase:primase complex. The transcript has 5 exons. Lineage: Eukaryota; Fungi; Ascomycota; Eurotiomycetes; Chaetothyriales; Herpotrichiellaceae.